UUCUCAACAUCACACAAAGCAUGCCACUUUAGCCUCACCAAUUCAAAACUCUCUCUCUCAUCUUUCAAUGGCUUUCUCCUUUCUCUUUCCUUCCCAAAUUCUUUCAUUUUCUCUCUCCUCCAUUCCCACUUUCUCUCUCCUUCUAAAAUGCGCUUCCUCUGUAACUCCCAUUCCGCCAUUUCCACCUGCCGUUCAACCAACCAACACCAUAAACAACAACCAAUCAAACUAACUCGUUUCUCUUACUCCGCCCUCGAAACCGCCACCAAUGCCUUCUCCCCACGUGUCCUCCUCGGCAAAGGCUCUCACGGCGCCGUAUACCGCGCCGUCCUCAACAACAACACCCUCACCGCCGCCGUUAAAAAACCCACCUCAUCAUCGGAAACCGCCGAAAACGAGAUUGAAAUCCUCUCUAAACUCCAAACUCGUCGGAUCGUCAACCUUCUCGGGUACGCCGUUGAUCCUAACAAGAAGCUGUUACUUGUAGUUGAGUACAUGCCAAACGGUGCACUAUAUGAUCACCUCCAUAAACACGAAAAACCACCCGGGUUAGUAACCCGGGUUCGGUUUGCCUUACAAAUUGCGAAAGCUAUUCGGACUCUGCAUAGGUCCGACCCACCCGUUAUCCAUCGAGAUAUCAAGUCCUCUAACGUGUUGAUCGAUGAAAGGGAAAAUGCGAGGUUGGGUGAUUUCGGGCUCGCGAUUAAAGGACACGUGGAGGAUGUUCGCGUGAUGGCUACGCCACCGGCGGGGACGUUAGGGUAUCUCGACCCAAGCUAUCUUGCGCCAGGGGAUCUAAGCACAAAGAGUGAUAUCUUCAGCUUCGGAAUUCUUUUACUAGAGAUCAUAAGUGGGAGAAAGGCUAUCGAUAUUGACUAUUCUCCACCGUCGAUUAUAGACUGGGCUUUGCCUCUGAUCAAAUCCGGUGGAUAUCAAGGAAUUCUCGACCGUCGGAUUAAGUCGACGGUUGAUCAAACGGUGUUGAGAGAGUUAGCGUUGUUGGCGGCAAAAUGUGUUAGAUCAACAGCUGAGAAACGGCCACCUGUGUCGGUGAUCGUUGACUGUUUAAAGAAGAUAUAUAAAAGAGUCAAAGUUUAUGGGUUUCCUGUUUGGGGAAGAAUAAGACGGCGGCGCGUGAAACGCGUGGAAGGUUUACCGCCGUCGGAUGACGAGUUUGACGGCUGUGAUUGGGAGGAGGAGAGCAGUGUGGGAGGAAUAUAUAGGUUAAGGAAAGUAUCCAAUGUUGACUUGGUUGAUGAAGAGACGACACGUGUAUGCCAUCCAACGGUCAGAUCAAAGUCAAAAUCAAGAUCAAGAUCGAAGUCAGUUGGUGCAUUUAGGGAGUUGGUAAAAGUGGGGCCAGAAGUAGUAAGUAGUAAAAAGAGAGGUCAAGUAACAGUAAAAAUAUCAACAGUAAAAUUAAGUAAAUCAAGGUCGAUGGGAAUGUUAUAUAGUGGCCGCAGCGGCGGAGGUGGCGGCGGUGGUGGUGGUAAUAGGGUGAAGAAUCCACAUGGGAAGGAGGUGGAAGUGGAAGUGUUUCCAUUAUUAGUAAAGUGUAAUAGUAGUAAAUUAAGUGAAAUUCUAAAAUUAGAAAGUUAGGAGAGGUAGAGCUAUAUGCAUGAUUUCCAAGGUUGUAAGUUUGGGUUUGUGUGUGUAAUACUAAUAUUUUUUUAAUUUAUGAUUAAAGAGGGUAUGAUUUGA
Messenger RNA from Spinacia oleracea (spinach), 1701 nucleotides. RefSeq names its product serine/threonine-protein kinase-like protein At3g51990. Bases 148 to 1599 code for a protein of 483 amino acids. The record is from RefSeq and is a predicted model, not a curated record. Gene Ontology annotation, biological process: protein phosphorylation. Lineage: Eukaryota; Viridiplantae; Streptophyta; Magnoliopsida; Caryophyllales; Amaranthaceae. The transcript is spliced from 2 exons. Gene Ontology annotation, molecular function: ATP binding; protein kinase activity.